CCUCCUGUUUAUCGUCCAGCUAAAAGAUGGCGUUAGCGGCUAGCUAAGACGAUUGUUUUUCGUUUGAUUAAAUGAAUUAGGUCGGUGGGAAUAAUUAGUCAUUGCAAAUACUUUAUUAUUCUUGAGAUGGGACUAAAAACAUAGCUUAUAUCACUUGUAUUCGCACCAUAACGCACCGUAAUUGUUUGUUGGGCCUUGUCACAUACAGAGGCCUGUUUUUUAGGGAGUGGACGAGAGGUUUGCAAACUCCAACUCCCAGCAACAUUGCUGAGAAGUGGGGUCAAAGGGUAAUAUUUUCCACUUGUGAUGUCGGUAUUUGUAGUAUAGUUUGUUCAUUUCCAGAAUUUUUUGACCAACUUUGGAAAUUGAUUAAGAUGAAAAUACAUUUAAGGAGAUAAUUUGUUAACAAUGUUUAAUACUGUAUACAUUUAUGAUGUAGCUUAAGAAAAUUGAAAAGUAAAAUGCACAAAAAUAACUAUCCACAUUUCUGCCCCUCAGUCUCCCCCUGUCAUCAUCCAUGUCAUCACUUUCUGUCUGAAGUGACUUGUUAGUGAGGAUAAGCAGAAGAGCAGGUGGGUUGGAGGCAAUUAGUGGCAUCAUGGCGUCAAAGCCAGUGCCAGGGAGCCAGAAACAUGGGACAUGGGCAGGCAACCCCAGAGAAGUGUCCUUGGCCUCCCCAGAGACCUCUCUGACGUGGUGCCUGUCACAGCUCUCUAAACCUGGGAGAGCAGCAUCAGAUGACCACAAGCCAGGCACAGCAGGGCCGGACACCAGUGGACACAGAGAGCUGGACAAGAGGGUCAAAGCUGGGCAGUGGCGAGCACUGGUGGCCAUCCGCACACAGCACAUUAAAGGAGGAAGCAGUGGGAUAGCUCGAUUCCGAGGCCAGGGUGGACUGCGCACUCUCCUGGACCUGCUCAAGCACCCUGAGUGUUCCAGGAAGACUCUGGACCUGGCUCUCAGCAUCCUGGCCAACUGCUGCACUGAGAGACAGACACGAGUCGAGGUGAGACAGAAUGGUGUAGGACAAAUCAGGGCUGCUACACAUUGCUUGAAUAUGCAUGUUUAGUAUGAAAAGUUGGACAGUGGUGACUUACAUUAUGAUAUUUAUUUUUUUUCUCCCCUCUAAAGGUUAGGAAGCUUGAUGGAAUAUCUAUUGUGGGUAAGUGACUAUCACAAUACGUUUGAAUCAUUCAUUUCACAUGAUGGUGAGAAUUUCAGAAAUGUAAGUUUGCUCUUCCUUUCUCAGUGGGAAUUUUGAAGAAGAAUGUAGCCAUGGAGACGAUCCAGAACAGAGCAGCCAGGGCCUUGGGGAACUUGGCCAUGGACCCAGAGAGUUCAACGCUCAUCCACUCUGCCGGUAAGAGUCUGUUGGCUGUCUGUGUCUGUCUGUACGUCACUUUCUGAUGGUAUUUUUUAUUUUGUAGUAUAAGUUGAAGAUCAGAUUUUGUCCCUGAAAAAUAAUUGCUUUUCUGUCUUCGAUACAGGUGGUGUUCCACUCCUGCUCCUCUGCGUCUCUCUCUCAUCUGCCCCAUCCCCUCCCUCUGAUGACCCACUGGAAGCCCCCUCCCCUAAAAUUGAGUGUGCUCAGUCGGCUGCCCGUGCCCUCCUCUACCUUGCAGACACCCCUUCAAACCGCCUCUUACUUCUCACCCAGGGUACUCUGACUGCUCUUUCCCCGCUCAUUGCUCCGGAGUACCCUCUGGGGCUGAGGAGAGCAGCUCUCCGGACCCUCCAUGAGCUCACCAGGGGCUGUGGUGUAGAGUGUGCUAGAGAGGUGUCCCGAUCUGGGGUUCUAGCUCAGCUAGGUGUCAUGGCUUCGGGAGAGGCCGGUAAACCUUUUGAGGAGCUUGCGUUGAAAACCCUGGCCAACAUGUGCACUCAAGGCUGCUUACGUCCUCUGGUGGGUUCCCUGGGAGUAAUCCAGAAGUUUACAGAGGAGGUCAAGAAGGACGGCCUGAAGUCUGGAGUGUUCCUCAAGGCUCUCUGCUUAUGCUGCAAAGAGGCAGUGAACCGGGCCAAGGUGAAGGAGAGCGGCGGUCUGGAGGUGUUGAUUGGCUUCCUGGGUGUCCAUCGGAGCCACCCCCUCGACCGAUUGGUCAUUCUGGCUUGUGUUGACUUUGUCUAUGACGAAGCUGCCCUGGAACAGUUACAAGAACUGGGAAUAGUCCCCCUGCUAGUUGCUCGGUUAGUGGAGCUGGCUAAAGGUGAGGAGCCAUCUGCUGGGAAGAUGGAUGUGAGCCUCACCUCUACCAUGUUUGCUUCAGAGCUGCUGUCUACAUCAUGUUUCGACUCAUUUGACUUCCCUCCCCCUGAGGGGAACAGGAAAGAGGACAUGGGGAAGGAGCAUGUCCUUGGGUCAUCUAGCUUUCUUAGCCUGAGGUGAGUGAGGUGAACAGACUCACCUUUGCCCCCCUCUUGGUUUGUGCACCUGUGAUUUAUUUGAGUUUUGUAAAAAUUGUUAUCUGACCUGUCCUAUUGCUGCUCCUCCAGGUCCUGGUUGGUGUCUGAAGGAUUGAUCUCAUCUGAGGGGGAUCUUCUUGACUCUCCUGGAGGCACGGAGGGAGAUUGGGGGAGUCUUCAUAUCCCCUCUUCUUCUCCCCAAACCUCUUCCUCUGACUGUCAUUCCCCUUUAAAAUGCUUAUCUCCUACCCGCUCACUACCUUCCUCCACUCCCUUAUCCGCACCCAAACCUGGGACUCGGAGUCAAUCCACCCCCUCUACCUCAACGAGUUCUCUAGCUCAGGUCCACAUGUCAUCUCCCUCAAAAACCACUGAUCUGUCUCCCUGUGUCCCUCUGCCCUCCUCUACCGCCAACCCCCAAGCCCAGCCCAGCUCCUCUACCUCCACCCCCCAAGCCCAGCCCAGCUCCUCUACCGCCACCCCCCAAGCCCAGCCCAGCUCCUCUAACCCACCCCAAGCCCAGCCCAGCUCCUCUACCUCCACCCCCCAAGCCCAGCCCAGCUCCUCUACCUCCACCCCCAAGCCCAGCCCAGCUCCUCUACCUCCACCCCCCAAGCCCAGCCCAGCUCCUCUACCUCCACCCCCCAAGCCCAGCCCAGCUCCUCUACCUCCACCCCCCAAGCCCAGCCCAGCUCCUCUACCUCUUCUCUCCCUUUCCCCACUAAGCCACCCCUCACUCCUGUCUCCCCAUCCAAGUUCUCCUCCCCUCCACGGAAAAGGCCACGUGUCCCCUCAACCACUCGCUCCAGUGUGGUGCCCCUCGACACCCCUCCCACAGUGUCCCGACCCCAGGCCUACCACCACCCCUACCACCCUGAGCCUUGGGCCCCAGAGUCUCCCAUCCUGCUCCUGCUCUCACGCUUCUCUCACGCCACGGACCCCAGCGCUGCUCUGGUCAACUCAGGCAUCAUCUCUGGCCUACUGUUCUACCUCAGCCAGCAUCAGGACCCCAGCGGCAGGUGCUUCCGCAUGCUGUGCCGGCUGAGCUGCAACCCCAACUGCCUGCAGGCGCUGGUCAGGACUGGCUCAGUGGCUCUGAUCCGCCACCACCUGGUCCAGAGAGGGAGUGACCCUGAGAGUUGGGGAGAUGGAGAGAGGCAGACUGAUAGGGUCAAGGCCAAAGUGAAACAGCUUGGUAAGUUUCAUUGUUGUACUUGGUCAUAAAGGUUUUGUUUUUAGUUUGUGUAAUGGUGCUGCUGUAACGUUUUGGGUAUAAUUUAAUGUGCGUAUGUCUUUAGGUCUUGCUCUGCUUAGUAAUCUACGCGUUCAGUGUGAGUCUGGAUUUGGUUCUGGUGUCCUGAGCCAUGUGAUGCUGUCAGGCUCGGAGUCGGACAAGCUGAACUGUGCCCUGUCUCUACCACUAAUAAAUGGGUAAGUAAAACUGUCUUGUGUCAGUGUGAAAUGGCACUGGUGGAACAUAAUGAAAUGUACACCAACUGUAAUCGAACAUCAACUUGUGUUCCCUAACAGUAACAAGGUUCUCUUGAAGAAACUUCUUCUGGACAAUGGUGGUCUGCUCUUGGCUCUGGAGCCCCUUGGAUGUCAUGAGGACGAGGAAGAGGAAGAUCAUCACACCAGUGAAUGCCGAAGACUCCUCUCAGAUUGUCUCAACUCACCGCAACAUGUCUCCGCCCCCCAGCUCCACUCUCUAUAUUUCUCCCUGCUGAUUGGAUGCCUCUCUAGUCUGAUGGGUUGCCCCAAAACAGUACUGGCUAAAAGAAGGUGCAGGGUACUCAGUCCUAUCAAAACCCCUGUCAGUCUCACAAACCGGUAAAGCUUCACCCCCUCCCUUAAAAAAGCCAUGUCUGGUCAAUCUCUGUCCUUACAAUGACUCAACCUUUGACCUCCUCUUCCUGCUGGACGAUGGGAGCCAGGUGUCAGCCAAUAGGGAAGCAGUGGCUGGGGCGGAGGGAACCGAGGUGGUGGGGUCAGAGUACUUCAGGGCCCUAUUGAGGGGGGGCUUUGGAGAGGCUCAGGGGAGAACAGGGGAGGCCAUCCCCAUCAGGGACGUGAGCCAAGGCAUGCUGCUACCUGUACUGCACUAUCUGCAUGGCUGUCGCCUGAACAAGGAUGGAGAGACAGCAGAGGAACAGGGGGAUGAGACGGAGAGAGAAGGCAGAGGAGAGUGUCAGGUUUUGGGAUCCUUGGCCUCUGAAGGACUGGGUGUCUGGAGAGACUGGGCAGAAGAACCCUCACCAGAGGCACAGGGCUUCCAGAAGACCCCCCUGGCUGAGACUAUGAUGGGGGCCUGUAGGUUUUUGGUGACAGAGUUGCAGAGGGAGGUGGAGGAUCUGUGUGUGUCUUUGCUGUCCUGCUCUGCCAAGAAUGCUGGUCGAAUUGCAGACACUGGCAAAAAGCCUCCAUCUAACAUGGACCAAUAUGGGUCAGAGGGAGAGUCUGCUGACGAGAGCCUGGCAAACCGCACAUCUGGACUAGAGUUGAGUGGUUCUGAGGCCCAGACAGACUCCUUGGCCCCCACAGUGACAGCAGGCCAGGCUGAGUCACUACAUGGCUCUGGACUCCAACCCUGUCAGCAGACAGAGUGUAGACGGUACUCUGCCCAUGGACCAGGCCAGAAGGGCAGUAGUGCACCAAAGACAACCUCAGGACUGGAGACUUGUGUCAAUCCGCUGAAAUCAAGUUCUGCCUCAAAGUGCUGCAAAAGACGUUCUAAACUGCGGAGUGUUUCAAACACACAGAAGGUUGUGGAUUCUGCUCAGGACUCUAAAGGUGGUCCUGGUAGAUGGACCCUCCUACCCCAGGUUUAUUGGUUCUCCCAGCGGUACAGCUACCCUGGACUGGGCAGGGCCUGCCUGUCCCUACUGCUGGGCUCUCAGGGCUCCCCCCAGCCCCACCCUUCUUCCCUGGCUGCAGACUGCCUGCGCAGACUGGCCAGAGAGGCAGACUGUACAGAGACUCUGAAACGUGACCUAGUGAGUCUGGCCACCAUGGCCCUGAGCUGA
Messenger RNA from Coregonus sp. 'balchen', 5426 nucleotides. The record is from the annotation of a GenBank genome assembly. NCBI's taxonomy places the organism in Eukaryota, Metazoa, Chordata, Actinopteri, Salmoniformes, Salmonidae.